Molecule: messenger RNA, 699 nt
Organism: Echinostoma caproni
Lineage: Eukaryota; Metazoa; Platyhelminthes; Trematoda; Plagiorchiida; Echinostomatidae
Source: the annotation of a GenBank genome assembly
ACUGUGAAUCUUCUGCUGUGUGACGGAUCUCGUUACACGUGGACCAAAGCGACCACCGUGGUGCACAAUUUGAUCGUCGGGUCUUUGUGGAUCGAUAAUUACGGGGAUGUGGUCAUUCAGAAUCAUACCAAUGGAUACACAUGUCCAAUGCGAUUCAUAGCUCACUCCUAUUUUAACCGAGGACCACCGAAACAAGUAACCGGUGUUGUUCAAGACGCGGCGGGCAAUCCGGUGCGAUUGGUUCGCGGCAUGUGGGAUAAUUACAUCGAAACUCAAGAUGUGAACGAUGACGGGACACCGUAUGGAGAUCCACGGACCUUGUGGACCGCCCUACCUCUAGAUCCGAAUGCGGAUAAAAUGUACAAUUUCUCCCAAUUCACCAUCGAAUUGAAUGAACCGGAGCCGGAUGUUGCUCCGACCGAUUCUCGUCUCCGACCGGAUCAACGCCUCAUGGAAGACGGUCUGUGGGAUCAGGCGAAUGAGGAGAAACGUAGAUUGGAACAAAAACAACGCACGAAACGCCACCGGUGGGAACAAGAACAAGAAUCAGGAUUGGGACCAAAACAACCGUUGUUCACCCCGGUCUGGUUUGUGACUCAAAAAGACCCAGUGACCGGUGAGGAAUCGCAUGUGUACAAAGGUAACUACUGGGAAGCGAAGAAAGCUCAAGACUGGUCUGCCUGUCCGGAUAUUUAUUGA